Molecule: messenger RNA, 5374 nt
Organism: Dreissena polymorpha
Lineage: Eukaryota; Metazoa; Mollusca; Bivalvia; Myida; Dreissenidae
Product: leukocyte receptor cluster member 8 homolog
Exons: 17
Coding region: 118-2529 (803 amino acids)
Cellular component (GO): nucleus
Source: RefSeq, a predicted model, not a curated record
GCGGAAGUACGGAAUUGACACACAGUCUAUGUUAAUAAUUCUAUUUCCGCCCAAAGGAAAGACGUUUUUCAGAAUCGUUUGUUUUGCGUAUAAACAAUUUAUUUUUAGUACAAUUGUAUGCUGAUUUCAAAUAAACAGAAUCAAAUGGUCAUGAAUGACACAAAACCCCAAGUGUAUGCUAAUCCAAGCUGGGAGAAUGCUAGGAAAGCUUUGGAAGCAGUGUCUCCAAAAAAGGAACAAACAAUGGAAAACUAUUCAAAUGAAAAUGAAAUGGGCACACAUCAGCAGAGCCCUAUGUCUCCAGAAGAGUACUACUACCAGCAGCUAAACAACUACAAACAAAAUCAGGGCAUGUUCCAAAGACCACCGCAUUUUGGAAUGGGUCCAAAUGGUGGACCUCCUGGAUUUGGAAUGUCUCCACAAAAUUUCCCCAGGGCACCAUUUCGAGGCCCACCACCUUUUAUGUCUGAGCACGGUCAAGAACAACAAGGUUAUAAUCACCCCCUAUUUAUGCCACAAAGACCGCCUUUUGGAUUUCAACCACGAAAUAACCAUAUACAGCCUAAUCCAAAUGCUGGUGGGAUUCGGUUCAGUCUACCAAACAGAAAUAAGCUUCAACAACAACAGCAGCAACAAGAACAACAGCCGCCCUCACGUAAUGGAAACUUUGGCAGUGGGAACAAUUAUCCCCCACCAAGACCGCCAUACCCAAACUUUGGGACUAGAGGGCCUAGACCCCCUAUGCAGAAUAAACAGAACUCAAACAUCGAAAGUCCUGAACCAACACAAAAUGGCAUCGAGAAAGAUCAAACUGUUGUUUCUAAAGCUAGAGCUGAUGCACAAAUGGCUGCAGUUAAUGAUUGGCCACCAAAUCUUAAGAAUUGGGUUCAGCGAGCAUUUGCCAGUGUGAGUGCUGAGAACAAAGACAAAAUGGAAGGCAUCUUGAAGGUGAAAUUGACUGCUGCCUUCACAUCUGGAACUGCUUUCACAACUGACUGGGAUAGCACCCCACUUCCACUUGCCAAGCGUGGGCGAUGGGGCGUAGGCAUUGAACCAAUAGGCAGAGGCAGGGCCCAAGCAUCUCCAACAGGUUUCAGAGGUGGCCCUCGUGGUGGGUUCCAAAGAGGCAGAGGUGGCGCAAGUCCAGCUGUGAGAGGGCGGGGCACUCAUCUGUCAUCAACAAGGAGGUCUUACUCCAGAUCAAGGUCAAGGUCAUAUUCUAGGUCACCCCGUUCUUGGUCAAGGUCACGUUCAAGAAGCCGUUCAAGGUCAUCAGAGAGAUAUCGCCGUAACAUGUCCCCAGGGCGAAGUCAUAGAAGAUUCAGAUCUAUAAGCCGGAGUAGAAGUCGAAGCAGCUCAAUAUCCAGUCGUUCAUCACGCAACGAUUUCAUAGCCUUCACGCCUACAAAGAAAAGCCCAAGGGGCAAAGGGUCAAGAGGUCGUGGUAAUAACAAGGAACGGGGCCGGGGUCGUGGACAGAAGUUUGUUAGACGAAGCUUUGAGGAAAAAGAGGAGCAGAAACCUCAGCUUGCCAAAAAGAAUAAAAAGAAUCAGAAGAAAUCACCCAAGACCAAAGGCAAAAAUGUUGGCCUGUUCAAAUUGGAACAUGAGGAAGAAAGCUCUCAUAAACUCCUAUCCAGAGCACAAAGAUUUGGUGACCAACUGGAACAUUCCAGACCAAAGUCUCGAUUAUCUCUAGGCAACACGUCACUAGUGAACUCAAUUGUGGUACAAGACUCUGAUGAAGAGAGUAAUAUGGACUGGAGUAGCUACCACAUUGUGGGUACUUGUCAGGACCUUGAGAAACAGUACUUGCGCAUGUCUGGGCCUCCAGAUGCAUCCAAGAUUCGCCCUGUGGAGGUGUUAAGACGCUCCCUGGAGAUGGUGAAGAGAGACUGGGCAGAGAAAAUGGACUAUCGGUACGCCUGUGAGCAGAUGAAGACCAUCAGACAAGACCUUACGGUGCAAGGUGUGCGUGAUGAAUUCACUGUGUGCGUCUACGAGACACAUGCAAGAAUCGCUAUGGAAAAGGGCGACCAUGAAGAAUACAAUCAGUGCCAGACACAGCUAAAAAAUCUGUACGGGGAGGGCCUGCAGGGCAACAGGCUGGAGUUUACAGCCUACAGGAUACUGUACUACAUCUACACCAGCAAUCUAGGCGAUCUUAAUUCUGCUUUAACUGAUCUCACGCCAAAAGAUAGGCAGGAUGAGUGUAUAAAACAUGCCCUUGAUGUUCGGUCAGCAUGGGCGCUUAGUAAUCAUCAUAGGUUUUUCCACUUGUAUCUUAAUGCGCCUAAAAUGGCAGGUUACCUAAUGGAUAAGUUUGUGGGGAGAAUAAGGAAAGCAGCUCUUAAAGCAGCUGUCAAAGCAUAUCGGCCAACCCUGCCCAUUGAUUUCAUAAUCCCAGAGUUAGGCUUCUCCGAUCGGGAUGAAUGUCUUGAAUUCCUUAAAGAAAUGAACGUCACCUUGUUAGAGGAAGGAAGUAAGAUCGACUGCAAAGCAAGUGUGGCAGCUGUUAAUUGGUUAUGAGAGAAAAAGAUGUAUGGGAGUUAAUAGAUCGUAAAGUCUCCGUCUCUCAUCCUGUUAAAUUAUGCAGUUCGAGAUGGAUACAAAGGGGGCUUUGUUGUAGAUGGCGAUUCCAUUCCAUUGCUUCUAUUGUCCUGUGUCCCAUGUGGUAACACAUCUCUACCGUUGGAUAUGUGUUACACAGCGGGUUGUUAAUCAUCCUGAUGAAAUCUUGGCAAGCCGAUGAUGCCAUUGCGGGUCCAAUGAGCAGAGCUAUUAAAGAUUAAGGUUAUUUUUUCCAAAGAUGUUCUCUACAAUGCCUUCACUCCUUCCAUACCUAAGUAUGAAUCGGAGCACGCAUUCUCUUCACUUCCGGAUGCCUCUAUGGAAGCCUUCUUGUCCUUAAUGUAAUACGAUCUAUUCCGCUUUGAGUAUUUUUUGUUGCCAAUCUUGUUUUAAUCAGAUAAUGAGGAUACCUCUACAGCUUUCAAAAAUUUAUGCGAAAGACUCUUAACCUAAAAUCAAAAGACUCUAGAUCUGAGCUAUAGCUAGAAACGUUAAUUGAGCAGAAAAUGUUUUCUUUGAAGCAAAUAAUUAUCUCCAGCAAGAAUUUCUCAAAUUAGUAUUUCUACUAGAUUUGCUCGUCUUCAGAUAAUCGGGGAAGUUCUUACAUUAAGAUAUAAGAAGAAUGUAUAUCAAAUGGACUUUCAAGAAAAUUGUUAAUGAGGUGUAAUCUUUCCAGAAGAGUUGCCUUCUAAGAAAAUCGUGAUAAUGACAGAUAAAACUGGUAGUAAAAUCAUGGCCAUUAAAUAAGAUGGCUAUUGUAAUAUCAAUCUGGUAUAAAAGCAGAAGAGUAAUUGCCAGAUUUAUUAAUAGGUUAUAGUAACACUGAAAGAAACAAGUGAGAUGGACUCUAAUAAGUUUUAGAUUUGAAGGUGUUUCCACUUUGAAAAGAUUCAAAGGUUCAGGUUUAAGAAAAAAGGAAAUACAUCUUGAAAUACGUUGGAAUCAUCGUGGGAAUUAAGGUUCCAUUACGCCUAGUGGAUCAACCGGCACGUAUGGGCGGCCGCAAAAUGUCAAUUGAAUCGGGGAUGGUCGAGAUAUUAUCUAGAUAUGCUUUCUUUCAGAGUUCCAGUCUGUUCUAUUUAGCUAUCAUUAGAAGAAUGCACAUCAAAUGAACUUGCUAGAAAAUUGUUAAGAAGGUGUAAUCUUUCCAGAAGUUUUUUCUCAUAAGAAAAUCGCGAGAAUGACAGUUAAAAAUGGUAGUAAAAUAGUGGCCUUUAAAUUUGAUUGCUGUUCUAAUAUCUGGUCGGUGAAAUAGCAGCGUCAAGUCAAUAACCGGGGUACAGCAGAAGAGUAAAUUUCCAGAUAUAUUAUCAGGUUAAAGCUAUAAGGAUACAAGUGAGAUGGACUCCUAAAUGUUUCAAGUUUCUAAAUAUUUGAAGGUAUAUGCUUAAUAAAAAGUGGAAAUGAAUGUUGAAAUCCAUGGGAAAUCAUCUUGGGAAUACGACCUUCAUGGUUUCAUAACGUCUCGGGGACAACCGGCAAGCAUGGGCGGUCGCUAAAUUGAUCAUUGAUUCAUGUUAUGGUCGAGAUAUUGUCUACAUAUGCUUUCUUUCAGAGUUCCUGUCUGUUCUUUGUAGCUAUCACGACCUACAAAUCCGUUUGCAAGAGUUCUUUUGUAGCCAUCACAACCUAUACAUUCGUUUACCAGAAAGUCGGGCCAAUGAAUGGUGAAACAAGGGAUUGUAAGUCCAUAAAUGCCCACAUACAUCAAGGCGCAUUUGUGGUGAAACGUGGAACUUUGUAGUCCAUAAAUGCCCACAUACAUCAAGGCGCAUUUGUGGUGAAUCCUGGAACUUUCUGGGCCAUUAAUGCCCACAUACAUCAAUCUUAGGUGAAAAUCGGGACUUACCUCUCCAUAAAUGCCGAUAUGUAUAUCAAUGAGCAUUUGUAGUGAUAAAUCAGCUUAUCCAUCUUGUAUGUGCUCAAAAAACUGUUCUGUGAAUCAUUUCGGCGCAGACCGUAUGGGAUUGCAGUAACUGCAAUAACUAACGUGGUUUCAAUAUGUUAUUUAAACCGCUUUUGUACUUUACAUCAUUUCUCACAUGUUUUGUUGAAUAAUGCCAGAUGUCUUUCCACUAUUGUUUUAACAGAAGUAGAUGGACGGAUAUUGUUAACUAAUUUUUGUCAAUGUACUUUAUAGAGUUUUCGUUAUCGCAUAAUGAGCUGAUUUAAAAUGUGUGAGAUCGGUGCGCCGUGUACUAAUCAUUUGAUGUUUCUCAAAUCUAUCAGUAAUUCAAACAUGACGAACUUUCUUUUAAAUUAAAUAGUUGACGUAUAUUUGUCUGAAGGUACCGAUUUUUUUAGAUUUGUUUAAACAACCAAUAGAUAAGCAAAGGCUGAUGUUUUUCAAAAGGCGACAGUUUAGCAUCCAGUAGUAAUUAAAUAGGGAUCACCGUCAUUUUCUUUUAAAUAGAACAGUUAACAUUUCCGUAGGAGCUUAAUUUUUCUGCGCAUACGUAAAGUUUGUCAUCGCAUAUGUUAUAUCUUACUUGUGAAAUUUUAAAGGUAACACGGUGCUCGGAUCACUUUUUUUCACAUUAAUUAAUUACGUAACAAUUUAGGAAAACUUUCUUCUUUUUUGUGACGCGUUUUGUUAUCUAUAUAAUUUUAUUAUUUUGGCUCGUAACAUUACAAUAAUGCACUUGUCGGAACAUCUCGUGAAUCGCAUGCCUGUCCUGACAGAUACUGUGAUAUUUGAGAUGAUUGUAGAUUGUAAGGUUACAAGCCAGUGUGCUUUAUUUCAGGUCCAUGUGCAUAUUAUGUUGUAAAUAGAGAACAUAAAUAAAUAGAUUAAUAUUGCCAA